This is a messenger RNA of Brenthis ino (lesser marbled fritillary), 1239 nucleotides long. The record is from the annotation of a GenBank genome assembly. NCBI's taxonomy places the organism in Eukaryota, Metazoa, Arthropoda, Insecta, Lepidoptera, Nymphalidae.
AUGGCAAAGGAUCUAAUUAUAUUAGCUUAUUCUGGCGGACUGGAUACUAGUUGUAUUUUAAAAUGGCUAAUCCAAAAAAAUUACGACGUCGUGUGCUAUAUUGCUGAUAUUGGUCAAAAUGAAAAUUUCGAAAAGGCAAGACAAAAAGCAAAACUUGUGGGUGCCAUGGACGUAAUAGUAGAAGAUUUGCGCAAGGAGUUUGUUUCAAAUUAUAUGAUGCCUGGUAUUCAAAUGGGCUUAGUUUAUGAAAGUCGUUAUUAUUUAGGUACUUCGUUGGCGCGACCAUGCAUUUCUGUUGGAAUCGUAAAUGCUGCUAAGAAAUUGGGAGCUAAAUAUAUUUCACAUGGCGCUACUGGUAAAGGAAAUGAUCAAGUAAGAUUUGAACUUAGCGUGUAUUCGCUUUGGCCAGAGGGAAAAGUGAUUGCACCGUGGCGUCUUCCUGAAUUUUUUAACAGAUUUCAAGGACGUAGCGACCUCAUUGAGUAUGCUAAACAAGAAAAUAUACCCGUUACUGCUACGCCCAAAGCUCCGUGGUCGACGGAUGAAAAUAUAAUGCACAUAAGUUACGAGUCCGGAGUGCUAGAGGACCCCGCUGAAAUCCCUCCCAGUGGAAUAUACAAAAUGACACGAGAUCUCCAACAAACCGAUGAUUACCCUUGUACUAUUGAUGUAACUUUCAAAAAGGGUUUGCCUAUUUCUGUUAAGAUUCCAAGUGGACACGAAAAAGCCUUGAUUCUUACUGACUCAUUAGCUUUAGUCGAGACGCUUAACAAGUUGGGUGGACAGCAUGGUAUCGGUCGGAUUGACAUUGUGGAAAAUCGCUUUCUAGGGCUGAAGUCAAGAGGACUUUACGAAACACCAGCUGGUACUAUACUUCAUGUCGCUCAUCUUGACUUGGAAGCAUAUGCUCUUGAUAAGGAAGUUUUAAGGCUUAAAAAAUAUCUGCAAGAUAAAAUGGCAGAUUUUGUAUACAAUGGUUUUUGGUUUUCGCCUGAAGCUGUUUAUACAAGAAAAUGCUUAGAACUUUCUCAAGAAUCUGUUAAUGGAACAGUUACAUUGCAAUUAUUCAAAGGAAAUGUGAUUGUAUUGGCUAGAACAAGCGAUAAAAGCUUAUACAAUAAGGACCUUGUAUCAAUGGAUGUCGCUGGAGGCUUUUCGCCAGAAGAUAGCACUGGAUUUAUAAAUAUUAAUGCAGUCAGACUUAAAGAAUAUGCACGAUUCAGUGCAGCUACAAAACUU